This is a messenger RNA of Oncorhynchus keta (chum salmon), 2732 nucleotides long. RefSeq names its product ankyrin repeat domain-containing protein 1. Gene Ontology annotation, cellular component: nucleus. NCBI's taxonomy places the organism in Eukaryota, Metazoa, Chordata, Actinopteri, Salmoniformes, Salmonidae. Gene Ontology annotation, molecular function: RNA polymerase II-specific DNA-binding transcription factor binding. The transcript has 9 exons. Bases 1 to 930 code for a protein of 309 amino acids. Gene Ontology annotation, biological process: regulation of transcription by RNA polymerase II. The record is from RefSeq and is a predicted model, not a curated record.
AUGCCAGGCGUGACCACUGACGAGACACCUUGGCUGGGGCUGCGCGAGAUGGUAAAGGGGAAAGGAGGCAGGCCAGCACCUAUCGGGGCGUGUUCAGAGAGUGUGUACGAGGCAGCCGUCAACCAGGAGAAACAGGAUGGCCGGAGGUCACACAAAGACCUUAUCCCAGAGGAGAAUGUGAACAGCACUCAGGAGGAGAUCACAGUUGUCAAUCUCAAUACCGACAAAUCAGGCCGGCUGAAACUAGAGACCGUGGAUGACCUUUUCAACAUCCUGAAACUGAGGAAGAGGAGGAGGGAGAGGAAGGUGCAGAACAGGAAAGAACCAGAGCCAGAGAUCAUUCCCGACACAGUCGAUGAAGACAUGUUCCUGAAAGCAGCUAUGGAAAAUAAACUGCCUGUGAUUGAGAAGUACCUGUCAGAUGGAGGUGACCCCAACGUCGGUGAUCAUUUCCUAAGGACAGCACUACACAAAGCCUCAUCCAAGGGCCAUGUGGAGAUUGUGAAGAGACUGCUGGAGGCUGGGGCUUCCAUUGAGAAGAAAGACAGAUUGGAUGCCACUUCAGUACACUGGGCCUGCAGGGGAGGCAGCUUGACUACUCUGGAGCUGCUUCUCAAUGAAGGAGGGAAGUUCAACUCCAGAGACAAGCUGCGCAGCACUCCUCUCCAUGUGGCAGUGAGGACGGGACACAAUGAAUGUGCUGAGCACCUCAUCCACUGUGGAGCAGAUGUCAACGCUAAAGACAGAGAUGGAGACACACCCAUGCACGAUGCUGUGAGGAUAAACCGAUUCAAAAUGAUCAGGCUGCUGCUGAUGUAUGGAGCCAGUCUUAAAACUAAGAACAGUGAAGGCAAGUCCCCUAGUGAGAAUCUUCUGGCCUGGCAGAGUGGUGCUAAAAACCUCCUGUGUAACAUCAACAAUGUUAAAUAGAACAAUGACUUCUCAAGGUCUUGGGGAGAUCUAUGGCUAUUGAAAUCCAUCCAUUCAUUCAGAUUGUCAUUGAUAACGGAUACUGAUAGAAUUGUUGAAUGCCGAUAUUGCUGGCCAAUGUUAGAGCUGUAGCUUCCAUGCAUUUUGAUGUUGUGUUGAAGUUGGCUAUUGAGAUUCUGGGGAGAUUUAUGUGAUUGUUGGUUUUAUUUUUAUUUAACCUUUAUUUAACCAGGUAGGGCAGUUGAGAACAAGUUCUCAUUUACAACUGCGACCUGGUCAAGAUAAAGCAAAGCAAAGCAAAAACAACAACACAGUGUUACACAUAAACAAACGUACAGUCAAUAACACAAUAGAAAAAUCUAUGUACAGUGUGUGCAAAUGUAGAAGAGUAGGGAGGUAAGGCAAUAAAUAGGCCAUAGAGGCGAAAUAAAUGACAAUUUAGCGUUAACACUGGAGUGAUGAUGAUGUGCAAGUAGAGAUAAAAAGCAAGAGGAUAAGUAACAAUAUGGGGAUGAGGUAGUUGGGUGUGCUAUUUCCAGAUUGGCUUAUUAAGCUGCUCUGACAGCUGAUGCUUAAAGUUAGAGAGGGAGAAUUAUAAGACUCCAGCUUCAUGGAUUUUUGCAAUUCGUUCCAAUCAUUGGCAGCAGAGAACUGGAAGGAAAGGUGGCCAAAGGAAGUGUUGGCUUUGGGGAAAACCAGUGAAAUAUACCUGCUGGAGCGCGUGCUACGGGUGGAUGUUGCUAUAGUGACCAGUGAGCUGAGAUAAGGCUGGGCUUUACCUAGCAGAGACAGAUGAUCUGGAGCCAGUGGGUUUGGCGACGAAUAUGUAGUGAGGGCCAGCCAAUGAGAGCAUACAGGUCGCAGUGGUGGGCAGUAUAUGGGGCUUUGGUGACAAAACGGAUGGUACUUUGAUAGACUACAUCCAGUUUGCUGAGUAGAGUGUUGGAGGCUAUUUUGUAAAUGACAUCGCCGAAGUCAAGGAUCGGUAGGACGGUCAGUUUUACGAGGGUAUGUUUGGCAGCAUGAGUGAAGGAGGCUUUGUUGCGAAAUAGGAAGCUGAUUCUAGAUUUAAUUUUGGAUGCUUAAUGUGAGUCUGGAAGGAGAGUUUACAGUCUAACCAGACACCUAGGUAUUUGUAAUUGUCCACAUAUUCUAAGUCAGAACUGUCCAGAGUAGUGAUGCUAGUCAGGCGUGAGGGUGCAUGCAGCAAUCGGUUGAAGAGCAUGCACUUAGUUUUACUUGCAUUUAAAAGCCGUUGGAGGCCUCGGAAGGAGUGUUGUAUGGCAUUGAAGCUCAUUUGGAGGUUUGUUAGCACAGUGUCCAAAGAAGGGCCAGAUGUAUACAGAAUGGUGUCGUCUGUGGAGAGGUGGAUCAGAGAAUCACCAGCAACAAGAGCAAGAGCAAGACAAAUGCAAUUGCAUGUACUGUGGGAUUUUACAAGGUGAUAAGUUACUGGAAUACUUACAGUACAAUUGUAUGCUCAAAAGACUUUGAACAAAAAAUGAGUAUUAACCAAAGCCAGUUUCUGGUUACAUUCAUCUGUUUCAGUCUAAACACACAGAAAGAAGUGAUAGUAGUGAGCUGGAAUGGAAAGUUGUUGUUGGUUUAGAGAAUGUUUUAAAUAGGAAAUAAUUUGAGUGAUAUUUUUGAUGUUUUUUUUUUUUUUUUUUUUAGAAAAGACUAGAAUGCAAAGCGUCAAGAGACCGCACUGAGUUUUGUAUUUAUUGUAAAGUUAAUCUGUAUAUUAUGCUUGUUAUUUAUUGUUUGUUUAAGUCAAUAAACCAAUCUGAUAUUUUCAAAUA